Molecule: messenger RNA, 1836 nt
Organism: Cyprinodon tularosa
Lineage: Eukaryota; Metazoa; Chordata; Actinopteri; Cyprinodontiformes; Cyprinodontidae
Gene: tada3l
Product: transcriptional adaptor 3 (NGG1 homolog, yeast)-like
Exons: 9
Coding region: 154-1449 (431 amino acids)
Biological process (GO): regulation of transcription by RNA polymerase II
Cellular component (GO): SAGA complex
Molecular function (GO): transcription coactivator activity
Source: RefSeq, a predicted model, not a curated record
UUUAAAAACUAUUUACCUAUAAUUGUAUAUAUUAAAUUAUCUAUAGAUGAGUUGUAGAUAUAUAAAAUAUUACUACAUUUGUUUUAAAUGCUUCAGACACCCUUUUAGACACAAUGGUUUUUCCCAUCAUGGCCACUUUUUACUGACGACAUCAUGAGUGAGUUGAAGGACUGUCCCCCACUUAAAUAUUACGACUUUAAACCCGUGGAGCAUGUGAAGCUGUGUCCCCGCUACACGGCUGUUUUGGGCCGUUCGGAGGAUGAUGGCAUCGGCAUCGAGGAGCUCGAUACCCUGCAGCUGGAGCUGGAGACCCUGCUGUCCUCCGCUAGCCGCCGCCUCCGGGCCCUGGAGGAGCAGAGACAGAUCCUCACAGACUGGCAGGACAAGAAGGGAGACAAACGUUUUCUGAAGCUGAGCAAGGACCCGGAUCCUGCAGCCCCAGUCCGUCAUAAACCUAAGAAGCCAAAGCUGGAAGGGAAGGGAGCGCACGGACCAGGCCCAGGCCCCGGCAGACCCAAAUCUAAAAACCUGCAACCAAAAGUUCAAGAAUAUGAAUUUACAGAUGAUCCACAAGAUAUCCCUCGUACUCCAAAAAAUGAUGCCCCAAACAGGUUCUGGGCAUCAGUUGAACCAUAUUGUGCAGAUAUAACCAAUGAAGAGAUCAGACUGCUGGAGGACCUUCUGAAACCUCCAGACGACGAGGCCGAGUAUUUUAAAAUUCCAGCACUGGGGAAACACUAUUCACAGCGGUGGGCUCAAGAGGACCUGCUGGAGGAGCAGAGAGAAGGGGCGCGAGCCAAUGACAAGAAGAAGAGCAUGAUGGGAGGACCACUGUCAGAACUGGACGCAAAAGAUGUUGACUCACUGCUGAAGAAAUCUGAAUCCCAACAUGAAUCACCAGAGGACGGUUGUCCCUUUGGGCCUCUUACUCAGCGUUUGCUUCAGGCACUUGUAGAGGAGAACAUUAUAUCCCCCAUGGAGGAUUCUCCGAUACCAGACAUUUCAGGAAAGGAUACCAAUGAUGGCGCUGGGACUUCACCUCGGAGUCAAGGAAAAACGUUUAGUGUUCCUCACACACGUUCCCUGGAGACGCGGAUUAAGGAGGAGCUGAUAGCCCAGGGGCUGCUGGACUCCGAUGAGCGGCCUGGACAAGGAGGAGACUCUGAGGACGAGGUCCUCGCUGAGCUGCAGAAGAGACAAGCAGAACUGAAAGCCCUCAUUGCCCACAACAGAGCCAGGAAACAGGAGCUGCUGCGGCUGGCAAAAGAAGAGAUGCGAAAGCAGGAACUGCGGCAGAGGGUGAGGGUGGCUGACAACGAGGUGAUGGAGGGAUUCCGUCGGAUCAUGGCGGCCAGGCAGAAGAAACGCACUCCAACCAAGAAGGAGAAAGACCAGGCGUGGAAAGCUCUGAAGGAGAGAGAAAGCAUUCUAAAGUUAUUAGACGGAUAAAGGAAGAAAUGUACUUUUUGGUUUUGUUCUUUAACUCUCAGCUCUCAGCCUGUCCUUACUGACUCUGGAGUAUUCAUUUAUGUGGGGUAGUUCUUUUAUCUUGUAUCAUCAGGAAGUCCAUUUGAUACUCAGCCAUUUUUUUGUAAAGUAUUGCUUGGAAUUGUUUUUCUGUGUUGCCAUUUUUCUAACAAUUGUCAUGACAAAAAUACACAACUACUGGGUAUGAGCCAACCGCUUAUUGUGUUUUGAUAACUACUGUAUAGAGAAGUCUGAGGAAAAAGGCAUGUUCUGUAGUCUCUUCCUCCGGGUACACAACAUCAAGCUGAAUAGCACAAACUAUUUCCCCUUGUCUGUUAAUAAAGAUCCGACUUGUGCAGUUGUUUGUUA